GUUGGAUGCCAACCGCCGAUAAACCCCACUGAAGAAGAAGAAGAAGAACCAAGAUGGCGGCUUCCUUGUGUCUGUAUUACCAGCUAUGUGUCAGAAGAAGUUUGCUUGUGUCCUGUCCUUCAUAUUUGCUCCUACACAACAGACCUCAUGUAUACAGGAUAUGUGGGUCCCUCACAAGUUCCUCACAGGUGCGGUAUGCAUCAGACAGGGGAGGUGGCCGAAAAGGCUUCUUUGGGGGGUUCUUGGACAACCUCAAGCAGGAGCUCAGCAAGAACAAGGAGAUGAAGGAGAACAUCAAGAAGUUUCGCGAGGAGGCCAAAAAGCUGGAAGAAUCGGAAGCUCUGAAUCAAGCUCGGAGGAAAUAUAAAACCAUAGAGUCUGAAACCGUGAAGACGUCCGAAGUUCUGAAGAAGAAGUUAGGGACCUUCUCAGAGACUGUGAAAGAGGGUCUGGAAGAGGUCAGUCGUACAGAUAUAGGGAAGAAGAUCAAGGAAGGCAUGGAGGAAGCUGCAAAGACAGCCAAGACAUCUGCGGAGUCUGUGUCCAAGAGUGGAGAGAAACUGGGAAAGACUGGUGCCUUCAGAGCAAUAUCACAGGGUAUGGAGAGUGUGAAGAAGGAGAUUGAUGAUCUUAAUCAGAGUGGGCCCUACCGGGCACCCAAGAGACUACGGAAGAGGAGCGACUUUUCGUCCAAGGCUGCAGAAAAUGAGAACAAGGUCUUCGAGGCCAAUGAGGAGGCCAUGGGAGUGGUGCUGCACAGGGACUCUAAAUGGUACGCACAGUGGAAGGAUUUCAAGGACAACAACAUGGUCUUCAACAGGUUCUUUGAGAUGAAGAUGAAGUAUGAUGAAAGCGAGAAUGCCCUCGUCAGAGCGUCUCGUGCCGUCACAGAUAAAAUGACUGACCUCCUAGGUGGGCUCUUCUCCAAGACAGAGAUGUCAGAGGUGCUGACAGAGAUUCUGAAGGUGGACCCGUCGUUCGACAAGGAUGUCUUCCUCAAGCAGUGUGAAUUUGACAUCAUACCCAACGUCCUGGAGGCCAUGAUCCGAGGGGAGCUUGAUGUGCUGAAGGACUGGUGUUAUGAAGCGACGUACAGCCAGCUGGCCCACCCCAUCCAACAGGCCAAGGCUAUGGGCCUGCAGUUCCACUCUAAGAUCCUGGACAUAGACAACAUUGAUCUGGCCAUGGGGAAGAUGAUGGAGCAGGGUCCGGUGCUGAUCAUCACCUUCCAGGCCCAGCUGGUUAUGGUGAUCCGCAACACUAAAGGCGACGUCAUAGAGGGAGACCCUGACAAGGUGCUGAGGAUGAUGUACGUGUGGGCCCUGUGUCGAGACCAGGAGGAGCUCAACCCUUACGCAGCCUGGAGACUCCUGGACAUCUCUGCCUCCAGCACUGAACAAAUCCUCUGAGAGGCCCACACACACACACACACACACACACACACGGCUGGAAGACCGAGGAGGAGAGGGGAGGCAGGCUGGACAGGGGAACAUGGAUUUACCACAGGGACAUGAACAAGCAGUGCUGGCCCUGUCAGCAACCCAGCUAUCUCCUCCCUGAACAUGGCUUUGGGUGGCCCACUGUGGACUGUCUCCUCUGGCUGCCCCUCAUGGACCAGACUAGUAGUGUUCACAGACCAGGAUAGAGGAGACCCAAACUGGAUGGACCUGUGUUCCCACUAGGGGCAGUAGACCACUCAAGCGUGUCUGUCUGUCACACCAUGGUUAGAUAAGUUGAUACUGUCCUCCUCCUCUCCCAAACUUCAUUGUGUUCACUAGAGGAUGAAGUGAAGGGUGUCUUUAAUGCCUAUGUUGAUCCCUUCCCAGUUUGGGGAGGACAUCUUGGAUGCCAUGUGGUUCACCAAUGCCCUAGACCAGGGAUGGGCAACUUUGAUGGGGUUGGGGGCCACAGAAAAUCUGACUCCUCGUGCAGGUCUACGUACCCACAUCCAUACCCACACAUGCAGUCAGAGCCAGUUCAUUUCCUGCAAUUCUACACAUUUUGCCAUGGGGCGGAGAGAACAUUUUGCCAUUUUAUAACUCAUUUCAUACAAUUCUACUAAUUUCGCCAUUGGGCAGAGAGAAAGGUUUAGCAGUUUUUAAUGAUAUCUGAGUGAGAGUGACUAACAAAAUCAAUGGGCCACCUCCCCGGUCGGUAGAUAGCUGGGCGCUAGACUAUCUAAACAAACCUAACAAUCUAAAAAAUAUUAGGUGACAUGGGCUAAUUGAGUUACUGCUGCUGCACAACCAAAUUUUGAAAUUGCACUUUGCGUAUUCUACUAU
Molecule: messenger RNA, 2282 nt
Organism: Coregonus clupeaformis (lake whitefish)
Lineage: Eukaryota; Metazoa; Chordata; Actinopteri; Salmoniformes; Salmonidae
Gene: timm44
Product: translocase of inner mitochondrial membrane 44 homolog (yeast)
Exons: 13
Coding region: 54-1409 (451 amino acids)
Biological process (GO): protein import into mitochondrial matrix
Cellular component (GO): mitochondrial inner membrane
Molecular function (GO): protein-folding chaperone binding
Source: RefSeq, a predicted model, not a curated record